AUGAAAUCAUUUUUAUCAUUAUUACUUUUAUUAUUAAUUUUCAUUACUUUAAUCAAUAUUGCUACAGUGAGAGGAGACUGUACAGAAUAUGAUCCUAUUCAACGUGAUUGUGUAGGUGAUGGAAUGUCUUGUAAUGCAUCAAUCAAAUGUAAUAAUGACUUUUUCUGUAACAAUGGAAUUUGUGCAAAGGCAUCUGGAUUAGGUCAAACUUGUACAGAACAAACCUUGUGUAUUCCAGGUCUUACAUGUCAAAAGAAUAUUUGUAUUAGAACAGCUUUUGUUCAACAAGGAAGUAAUUGUACAUAUGAUGGUGAAUGUUUUGGAAUGCUUCAAUGUAUUGCUGGUAUUUGUUCAUCAAUGGAUAAUUCAUGUGAUACAUAUAUUUCAUGUUCAUUUGGUCAAUAUUGUAAAGGUGGAAAAUGUGUUUCGGUUACACCUCAAGGAGGAGAAUGCAAUGUUGAUAGUGCAUGUGGAAUGGGAUCAGGAUGUAAUCAAAAGAAAUGUGUAAAUUAUUACUCUUUGGGAAAAGGAGCACAAUGUGAUAGUAAAUCAAAGAUUGACUUUUGUGAUUACAAACAAGGAUUGAUUUGUGAGAAAGCAAGUAAUACAUGUGGUCCAUUACCACCAUCGACCAAUCCUUUGGUCAAUUGCUUCUCAUCGGGUUGUAAUCAAUUGGAGCAAUGUUUUUGCGAGAGUGGAAAAAAUGUUACUCAAAAGGGAACUUGCUUCUCUGUCAUGCCAAAUACUGUCGAAAUCCUUUCCCAAUGCAAGGAUGAUUUCCAAGACUAUAUGAACUGUAUGACUAUCAACAGAUGUGUCAGUUCUCCUGACGUCAAGUAUAUUGGUAGUUGUGAAGUAGCCAAUUGUGGUAAUGAACUCUGCUCCUACAUUUCAAGUUGUGGUCAUUAUGAAGGACCUGUCAAUGUCAAUCCAAAUCCAUCCUGUUAUUCAUCCAUUCACUAUAUCUACAAAUGCUCUAGAUCUUCUGCAAGUUCCAUUUUCAAAUCAUCAUCAUUUGGUGGUCUUUUAUCUUUACUUUUAUUUUCAAUUACCAUUUCUCUUUUUCUUUAA
Molecule: messenger RNA, 1071 nt
Organism: Cavenderia fasciculata
Lineage: Eukaryota; Evosea; Eumycetozoa; Acytosteliales; Cavenderiaceae
Exons: 5
Coding region: 1-1071 (356 amino acids)
Source: RefSeq, a predicted model, not a curated record